AUAAUGACUCACUCGACUCGGUUUAAAAAUCUAUGCACAAUAUUUAAUGUCUAUUACAAUAAUUUUAAUGAUGAGAGUAGUGCAAAUGAGCCCUAAUAUUUCACAAUUUUCUCGGAGGUGACCACAGGAACCCCUUCCGCACCUACUCCCUCGGUGCUUCGUGCGUCGGGUUUCAACUUCGGGCCUACACAUUGAAAUAGUGCUAGCUACGCCCCUGGCAACCACACAAUAUUUAGAUUAGCCAUGGACCCCCUCCACAGUGCCCAAGAUGCUGUCCGAUGUGACCUUUGUGAGACAGCUAUAGUCCAGAUGUACUGUGAUUUAUGCCAUGUCAACCUGUGCAUUGCCUGUUUAGGCAAACAUGUUGCUGAUGACUAUGACAAACACAAAGUGGUCCCAUUCCAUACUCGAAAAUCAACAUUAAUCUAUCCCAAGUGUAGUACACAUCAAACUGAAAAUUGUAAAUUGCAAUGUAAGGAAUGUGACGUGUUUGUCUGUUUAUUGUGUGCUGCUGAAGAUAAACACAAGGGUCAUACAUUUUCAAUUCUUUCUGAAAUCUACAACAAAAGAAAAGCAGACAUUACUAAAGAUUCAGAGGAGAUAAUAAACAUAAUUUCUCCAACAUAUGAAGAAAUGGCCAUUGAUUUAGAAACUCAAAUAACCAACUUGGAUAGGGAAUAUGUGAAAUUCACAACAGUAGUUACAAAACAUGGAGAGGAAUGGCACAAGGAAGUUGACAAUGUCAUCAACAAAGUGGAAAAUGAAAUAGAAGAGAUGAAAAUCAAACACCUGGGAAUUCUAAAGAAACAUUUGGAUGAAAUUAAGCAGAUACGGUCCCUUAUUGAGCAAUCACUGAUUACUCUGAAGAAAAUGGAGGAAUCCAAUGAAGUGUCUGUGACCAUGGAAUACAGAUCCGAAAACAAAGAAUUCAGAAAACUUCCUCCCAAAGUCCGAGUCUCACUGCCUGCAUUUAGUCCAAACAUGAUAGACAGUGAACAGCUUUACAAGUCACUGGGAUCUUUGAUACCAUUAUCAUUUACGAUAGAUGGAAAUGGCUACACACUGAAGAAAACAGAAACCUCACCCAAAGAACUGAUGGUUGAACCAGAGCUUGUCACUACAUUAAAUACUGGGUACGAAGACCUCCACAGUCUUGCCUGUCUGAAUGAAGAAGAAUUCUGGACAAGUGCAGAAUCUGUCAGUGAUAUGAAAUGCUUUAAUGUUCAAGGUGCAGUUAUCAAUACAACCAAAACAAAAUCAGGGGAAUAUCCAUAUGAUAUAGCAGUGACAAGUGAUGGGGAUCUAGUGUACUCUGACUGGGCAAAAAAUACUGUGAAUAAAGUGAAGAGUGGACAGACAGAGGAGGUGAUCAGACUACAGGGCUGGAAACCCAGCCAACUCUGUGUCACCUCAUGUGGUGAUCUCCUGGUUGCCAUGUUCAGUGAUGAUGCAACACAAUCCAAAGUUGUCCGUUACUCAGGUUCCACAGAGAAACAAACAAUCCAGUAUGAUGAUGAGGGUAAGCCUCUAUAUUCAGGAAAUUCUUUUACUAAACACAUCAGUGAGAACAGGAACCUGGAUAUCUGUGUGGCUGACUUUGUAGCUGGGGCAGUAGUGGUGGUCAACCAGGCUGGAAAACUUCGAUUUAGAUACACUGAUCAUCCCUCUAAUAAUACCGAAAACGAACCAUUCCAACCCUGGGGAAUAACAACAGACAGUCAGAGUCAUAUCCUGAUAGCAGACAUUGAUAAACGCUGUAUCCAAAUCUUGGACCAGAAUGGACAGUUCCUCCGCUAUAUAGAUAACUGUGAUCUGAAGGACCCAUCUGUUUUAUGUAUGGACAAAAGUGACAACUUGUUUGUUGCUGAGUAUUGUAGUGGAAAUGUGAAGAAAAUCAAAUAUGUGCAAUGAAUACUAUUGUUUAUAGUCAAGCUGGAGACACCAUGGCUUUAUGCUCAAAUUUCAAAUUAAUUAUCGAGCUCAACCUACUUAUAAAACUUUACAUGGGAUAAUACAGAUGUAGAUACCGAUAUCCACUCCACUCCAGGCUUAAUAACCCCAGGUUCCAUCGUUUGAAAUUUACGAUAAAAAAAAAACUUAAAUCCGCACAACUUAGGAACGUUUACAUAUUAAUAUGAUUUUAUAUUUGAUAUAACGACGUCAGUGACGUUAAUUCUAUGAGAGAUGCUCACAUUCUGAAACACAAGUAACAAACCUUGUUGAUAGGAGAUCUUAUUGGUAUAUAUUUAGGGGUUGAAAAUUUAAUUCACAUACUCAAGUCGGGACUUGAGGGGCCAACUUUUGCCAAGUCCCACAGGGAACCAUCCAAGUCCAGACUGAAUUUAAAAAUGUGUUAUUGUUUUUAUAUAAUUACAUUAUAAUCAUCAAAUGGCUUAAUAAAUACCAGUAUUUACAUUUUCAAUCUUUUUAUUCUGGCUAUUGGCGUCUUCGGUGAUGUAUCUCGACGGGUCGUUCGCAAGAAAGCAAAAAAUAUAGAGUUGUGAAUUUGAACUUGUUAAGAUAUUUUAUUCUAAAAUACAGUCAUUUUUAUUAUC
This is a messenger RNA of Ostrea edulis (European flat oyster), 2555 nucleotides long. RefSeq lists its product as uncharacterized. The coding region runs from base 244 to 1911 and encodes 555 amino acids. Lineage: Eukaryota; Metazoa; Mollusca; Bivalvia; Ostreida; Ostreidae. The transcript has 2 exons. Gene Ontology annotation, biological process: positive regulation of DNA-templated transcription. Gene Ontology annotation, cellular component: chromatin; nucleoplasm. The record is from RefSeq and is a predicted model, not a curated record. Gene Ontology annotation, molecular function: zinc ion binding; protein binding; ubiquitin-protein transferase activity.